Fusarium sp. VM40 is the source of this 1374-nucleotide messenger RNA. Lineage: Eukaryota; Fungi; Ascomycota; Sordariomycetes; Hypocreales; Nectriaceae. The record is from the annotation of a GenBank genome assembly.
AUGGAAAAGUCCAUGGCCUCACAAGUCCACCCCAGCUGGCUAACAGCUCUCCUACCUGACUCCAGAAUACCCCCCAAACUAUUUGCCUGGUCCUCAGCCAACAUUCGCCCAGGAGGCUCCUCCAAGCUCGGAGGCUCUGCCAACAACAUCCACCAUGCAGAGUGUUCACAUCCAACCCCCAACUCCACAGCAAGCUCUGAGCAGCGCAUCUUCAUCGUCGGGCCCGGCAACAUAGGUAGGCUCUACGCAAGCCACAUGGUCCGCCGCCCAAAUCCCCUCCCCAUCACUCUCGUCGUGCACAGAAAGGAACUCCUCUCGCAAUGGGCAGGCUGUGAAGGCGUGGGCCUUAUAGACCCGGGCCGUGGCAAGGUCAUCAAAAGCAAGCGCUUUACUGUCGAGUGGUGGACAGAGACUAGACCACAGUAUGGUCCUGUGAGAGAGGUGGCAGACGGAAAGAAGCUGCGCAACGUCUUCAUAUCCACAAAGGCAUCCGCUGGACUGGCCGAAGCAGAUCGUCUUCGUCGGUAUUUGGGCAAGUGUAGUUCUGUCGUCUUUGCGCAGAACGGAGUAUGCAAGCUGUGGCCUCCUCAUGGGCCGUUAUACGUCGCCGGUCGAUACCCGCCUGGUGACGCUCCUACCUUUUCAUCAUGUGUCGUGAACCACGGCGUUGCAUCAGCAGGGCCAUUCCUGAGCAUUCACGCAGCUCCUGCAGACGCAUCCAUUGGACCUGUCCUCUGGCCAUCCCAUCCGAUGCCACACAAGAAGCCCCUGAACGACUUCUUCACAAGAUACAUCGCUACUACACCCUUCCUAAACACAAAGCAAGUUUCCUCUGGCGAGCUCUGGCUUAUCCAGCUGGAGAAGCUUGUCACCAACGCCGCCAUCAACCCCCUCACAGCGUUGCUACGCUGCAAAACAGGACAGCUGUUCACAACCCAUGAUCCCACAGACCCCCUCACGCGCGUGCUGGACAGGUUGCUAUGGCAGGCCAGCGCCGUGAUCCAGGGUCUUAUAAACCAUGACGCGAGUGUCGACAUCGUCGCUUCUUACGCUGAGCACCUCCACCAGACCGAACCAAGCAGCGACUCAAGCCUUGUCGCCGUACGGACCAAGUUGACAGAGCGGUUUUCCCAGCCUACCUUGAGAGCGAAGUUGUUCGCCUUUGGCCGCAAGAUAUACGAACAUCGCAGCUCGAUGCUUCAGGAUGUCGAGGCCGGCAGGAAGACGGAGAUAAGAGAUUUCAACGGCUGGGUUGUGGAUAUGGCGAGUUUUUUGGGGACGGGGUUGAAUGUGAGCGUGCAUCAGAGUUUGAUUGUGUUGAUUGAACGCGGUGAGGUUUUGAACAAGGAUGAGUUGGCUAGGAGGACAUUAUAG